Messenger RNA from Ictidomys tridecemlineatus (thirteen-lined ground squirrel), 4177 nucleotides. RefSeq names its product tRNA methyltransferase 11 (gene Trmt11). NCBI's taxonomy places the organism in Eukaryota, Metazoa, Chordata, Mammalia, Rodentia, Sciuridae. Gene Ontology annotation, biological process: methylation. The record is from RefSeq and is a predicted model, not a curated record. Gene Ontology annotation, molecular function: tRNA (guanine(10)-N2)-methyltransferase activity; nucleic acid binding. Gene Ontology annotation, cellular component: cytoplasm.
GGCCAAGCGGGCCGCGCAGGCGCAUGGAGAGCAGCCGCAAUGGCGCUGCGGUGCACUCUGGACAGGUAUCUGCUGCUUAUGGCUCAGGAGCACCUGGAAUUCCGCCUCCCGGGUCUUCUUAAGUUGCUGAGGCUGGCCUGGAACUUGAUACUUCUGCCUCAGCUUCCCAAGUAGCUAGGAUAACAGGAAAUAAAAUCUUUGCUUUCACUUUUUGGAGGUCAGUUCAUCAGCAGUCAAGAAACUUAUGGGAAGUCACCAUUUUGGAUUCUUAGUCUUCCCUCUGAAGAUAUUGCAAGAAACUUAAUGAAACGGACAGUGUGUGCCAAGUCUAUAUUUGAACUAUGGGGUCAUGGAAGAUCUCCUGAGGAGCUGUAUAAUUCUCUUAAAAAUUACCCUUUGGAGAAGAUGGUUCCAUUUCUGCAUUCAGACUCUACGUAUAAAAUAAAGAUUCACACAUUUAAUAAAACAUUGACACAAGAAGAAAAAGUCAAACGAAUAGAUGCACUUGAAUUUCUGCCCUUUGAAGGAAAAGUGAACUUAAAGAAACCACAACAUAUAUUCUCUAUUUUGGAGGAUUAUGGUUUGGACCCUAAUUGCAUCCCUGAGAAUCCAUAUAAUAUUUAUUUUGGUAGAUGGAUUGCAGAUGGACAGAGAGAGCUAAUUGAGUCAUAUAGUGUCAAAAAGAGACACUUUAUUGGAAAUACAAGCAUGGAUGCUGGUUUAUCAUUCAUCAUGGCAAACCAUGGAAAAGUGAAAGAAAAUGAUAUUGUCUUUGAUCCAUUUGUUGGAACAGGUGGCCUCCUGAUAGCAUCUGCUCAUUUUGGUGCAUAUGUAUAUGGGACAGACAUAGACUAUAAUACAGUUCAUGGCUUGGGAAAGGCUAGUCGGAAAAACCAGAAAUGGAGAGGACCUGAUGAAAAUAUCAGAGCCAAUCUUCGUCAGUAUGGUCUAGAGAAGUAUUACCUUGAUGUACUGGUUUCAGAUGCAUCUAAACCUUCCUGGAGGAAGGGCACAUAUUUUGAUGCCAUUAUCACUGACCCUCCAUAUGGUAUCAGAGAAUCUACAAGAAGAACAGGUUCACAGAAAGAAAUACCAAGGGGGAUAGAGAAGUGUCCAGAAAGCCAUGUUCCUGUUUCCUUGAGUUAUCACUUGAGUGAUAUGUUUUUUGACCUGUUGAACUUUGCAGCUGAGACCCUCGUAUUAGGUGGAAGACUAGUCUAUUGGUUACCAGUGUAUACACCAGAGUACACUGAAGAGAUGGUACCCUGGCACCCUUGCCUGAAACUCAUCAGCAACUGUGAGCAGAAGCUUUCUAGUCACACAUCAAGGCGCUUGAUCACAAUGGAAAAGGUGAAGAAAUUCGAGAACCGGGACCAGUAUUCACAUCUGCUAAGUGAUCAUUUUCUGCCAUAUCAAGGUCAUAAUUCCUUCCGUGAGAAAUAUUUCAGUGGAGUAACAAAAAGAAUUAUUAAGGAAGAAAAAUCCAACCAGGAAUGAAAAUUAAGAUUCUGACAAUGAAGAAAGAUUAAAUAUUUGACAGAAAAGACGUCUGGAAGUGAACUUUCGUGUACAAUCCAGAAAACAUGAACUGUUUUAAGGUGGUUAUUAUUAUUUUGUAUAAAAAUGCUUUGAAGUAAAUCAAGCAGUUUAAAAAUUGUCUUUGUAUUUUAGACUAUUCUGUUUUAUGAGGUCUUUUGAACCUUAUUUGACUUGUAUUUGUACUUUCAAGUACUAAUGGAGAUUGACUCAACAGUUAGUUUUUUACAGUUAAUUUACAAAGAAAAUUAAUAUUGUUGAAUUUUUUAAACAUAUUUGCCAGAUAUGUUAUAGACAAUUAAUAGUGCUUAAGAUUUAUUCAUUUGGAAAAUCUGUUUAGUUUGGUUUUUAAUUGUAAUUGAUUUAUAUUGCUACCAAUAAACUGUAUUGAUAAUUUCUAAAAUCAAAAAGUGUUCAGUGCUUUUUAGGAGGGAAAUGAAUUUUUACUGACAAAAUCCACAAGAACAGCUAGACCUAAUAACCUAACAAGGUUCCAAAGCAUUAAGGUCUUGAACAUCUGAAGCUCGUCUGUACCUUGGAUUUGCUCUUGCAUUCCUAAAUCUUGACUGUCGGUCAAGUUAACUACCCUCAAUUUUUGGUUUAGAAAGUAACUGAUGGUUAAAAGCAGUAACAACAACACAAAUCCUUGAUGGUUCCCUAAUGGUAUUAAGCCUAAUCAGUGCUCUUUGAAAUAGAAGCUGUAUUUUUCUUGAAGGAGAAACUUUGCUGAGUCCACAUUGUGUCCAUCAUGGAAAUAUCUUGUUUGAAAACCACUAUACCCAUUAAUUCAGGAUGCUAAUAGCUUUCCUGCCUUUGGUGGUCAAAUGUACCUCAGCAGGGCAGCAGUAAACGGAUCCCCUCUCUCUAACCAGAGCCUAUUUUUAUUUAUGUUAUUAUUAUUAUUUUAGUGUUACUGCUGACUUUUAUGAACUCACAAUAUUCACUUACAUGGCUUAGGAGCUAAAAAAACCAGUGCUGUCCAAGCAGAGAGCGAGGGUAGGCUAUCUUCUUCAUACUACUUUUCUCGUCUCACAGCUCUGGAUUUCAGCUGCAGAUCUCAAACAUUUCAGUGAUUGUUUUGUUUGGGUUUCUGGAUGUGAUUUGUGGCCAAUGGGGAAAAUCUAAAACUAUUUGAGGAUGAUUUAUUUUCAGAAUUUCUGUUAUAAACCAUCUUAUUUAAAAUUUUUUGAGGUUAUAUGGGGGGUAAGUAUGAAAUUUUGUAGCUGACUCAAUUGGAAUAUGAGAUUUUAGCUUAGCCCUUUUUUUGGAUUGUCAAAAAGUUAGUCCAACUAGUUCUGGAAAUUUGCAACAUUAAUUUUAGUCACUUUGUUCUUAAAAAUUAUCUGUGUUAUAACACAUUUUAAAAAGUAAAAAAUAAAUUAUACUAAUUGAGGUCUUCAAUUAGUAAUUGAAGUAAACUUCUUCCUAUUGUGAGGCUUAGUUUCAUAUCAGUAAGUUCAGUUUCACUUAACUGAAAUGUUAAUAGACUCAGUAAAAAUUUGUGGAAUUAUUUUUAAAGUUGAUAUUUAGAAAUGAAAAAAAAAAACACCAUGAUCACUUUCAACCAAUUCUGAUUUUAUUGUAUAGAUCUCAAGCUCUCUUAUUCUAAAAAGAGAGACUUUCUUUUCUGGCAUCAGGAUCUUAAUACUUUUGACAUAAUUUACAGGAGUUCAUUCCCAGGAUUGCUUUAGUUUUAUGUGUGACCACUGUAUUCCUCCUCAUGCACUUAAUAGCAGGAAUAUCACCUCGCAAGAUGCCUGCAUUUCAGAUAGCCCUGCAUUGUGAAUUUACAGUAUAAUCUGGGAAAAAAGCCUAGGUGGUCUGUAAACUGGCCUAUUUAAUGUUUAUAAUAAGACAAAAUGUAUAAUUUUGUUUCUGGAAUAUAUUAAAUGGCCAUAAAAUCCAGACAGUUACCUUGGUGGUGUUUCAUCAGAAGGGCCUCCUUCCUGUCCAUUCUGGUGAGUACUUUUCUUGCUGUGAGAGCUGGGAGGGAAUAGUAGAGUAGGUGGUCUUGGGUAUGUUUAGCCAAAGUGGCCAACUAAUUUUAAAUAAGUUUAAAAUCUGCUAAAAUUUUCUCAGCCACUUCCUGCCCAGGGUGACCCAGCUUUGAGUUAAUUCACUACCACCAACUCUCUUAUGACUAACUCUUUAAGCAUUGAGCAAUGUCGAACAGUUUAAGCUCUGGGAGAUUAGUUGAUGUUGCCACUAUUUCAAUUUUGAGAAUAUUCAUUCAUAUAUUGAGAUCUCCUAUCUUAUUUGGAAAAAUGGUAAUUAAUACUUAAAAGACUUGCUUCAGGUUUGGUAGAGGAAAUAGAUUAUGAGUUAACAUCACUAUAUGGAUUAUACUGUGUGUGUUUAUUUGGGUAGAAAAUGUGCUGUGAAAGUUUGGCAUGUGAAAAUAGCUUUUAAGGUGUUUUAUAUUCACUGUAGAUUAAAGAAGCAAGUGUUUGUCCUUUUUAACAUCAGGAAAUGAGAUGUUAAAGUGUGUUACCUUGAUGCCAGUAUAAGCAACUCUGUCUCUUGGGUAAAAGGCCAUAGUCCUUUGGUGUUAGAACUACUGAAUCUUAUUCUGGAAAUACUAUGAAGCAUUUUUUUAAACCCAGAGUUAUGGAAUAAAGCACAAUAUUUCAUUAUUGAAAAA